Vespula vulgaris is the source of this 1005-nucleotide messenger RNA. RefSeq names its product UPF0598 protein CG30010. The transcript has 5 exons. The record is from RefSeq and is a predicted model, not a curated record. Lineage: Eukaryota; Metazoa; Arthropoda; Insecta; Hymenoptera; Vespidae. Bases 277 to 951 code for a protein of 224 amino acids.
UACAUAUAAUUGCCGUUAUUAUAAUAUAAUUGUACUUGUUUUACGGCAAUCGAUAUGAAGAUACGAUAUCGAUUGUUGAAAAACCAACAGCAGACUGAUACUAUAUAUAAUAAUUAGAACAUACAUGUAAAAUGGAAAUGUGCAUGUAUAUGUGUACCAUGCGAUACUCGAAAGAUUGCGCAAAAUGCACAUACACCACGAUAUUAGAAUUAAUAAAUAAUGAGACGAAUUAACAGAAUCAAGACGGAAUUGAAAUAAAUAAUAAUAAUCAGGGACAUGUUUACUUUGUCGAAUAUAUACUUUAAUAGAAUAGUUAUGAAUGCGCGAAAAUUUUCUUCUUAUAAGAUAUAUGAACGAAGUUAUAUGACUUAUAUACAAGGCCAAUCACCAGAACCACAUAUACGAGAAUACUUUUAUUAUAUUGAUCAUCAAGGCAUGCUGUUCUUAGAUGAUGUUCGUAUAAAAAAUUUUACAUCCUGUUUUAAAGACAAAAAGUUUUUGGCUUUCUUCUUUAAAAGACUCAAAAUAAAUAAUAUUGGACGACAUACACAAGAAUUUCCUUAUGUCUCUCUUUGUGGUCCUGAAAGGAACUUUGUAAAAUGCGACGAUCUUCCUAUAGUUUUCACGAAAAUUAUUCAAAAAGAAAAUGUAGAAAUUGAUAAAAAGGAGAAUUGGUUUGGCUAUUCGCACGCUGAGGAGUUUUUGAUGGUACCAUUUGAACCAGAAAAAUUAUUUAUGGAUUGUAAUUCAGGUAGAGUAUAUCAUCCUGCACCUGAAAAAGUAGGAGGCAUUGGUCUGGUUAGAUCUAAGAUGGCUAUUGAACUGAGUGUUUUUUUCUGUUUUGAAAAUGGUGAAGAACAAGGUCCAACUCAUUUUCAAUGGAAAAAUAACAAAUACGUAAUUGAUACUGAGUGGUAUAAAAACAGUGUGAAGUAUAAAGAUUAUCCUUAAAAGUUACAUUUUUAUUGGAAAGGGAAUAAAAAAGAUGACCAUUUUCUUAAUAUA